AUGGGCGAUGUUGCUCGCGGCUUUGCGUCUGGUUUCGGGGUUGGCGGUGUUGUCGAAGAUGAGCUGGGUGAGCGUUGUCGCGGCGUCGUCGGCGGCGCAGCGGGCGAGGACUUUGGCGCGCUGCUCGUGGAGUCGGGCGAGGCGUUCGAUGGCUUCGCGGAUGUGGGGCUGCGCGAGGCGGCGCUCGAGUUCGGCGUAGGAGAUUCCCAUUUCGGCGCGGGCGGCUCGGAGGGAGAUUUCGGGGUCGGUGAAGAGGUCGAUGAGCUUCGCGUCGUCUUCGGUGAUGCGGUGCGCUGCCGUUGGUGUCGUCAUGGGGUGGACCAUACGACGCCGUGGGCGGGGGUCCAAGUGGAUUCUUUGGAGUGUUGGAUAGUUGCGCAGGGGAGGCGUGUCGCGGAUGAGGAGGAGCAUCGUGGAACGGGAGCGAUUGAUGCGGCGGUGGAUGGGGACGAGGUUGUGGUGGCGCCGGGGGUGUACUUCGAGAAGCUCACGCUUCAGGGCAAAAAUCUGACUUUGACUGGAGUGCAAACAGCUCUCGACGGAACAGACCUCGGCGGUAACAGCAUGCUCUAUCUGAGCGGCGUCGGCGACAGCACUCUCAUUCGCGGGAUUACCUUUCAGAAUUCAACGGGUGCCAGCACGCGAGGCGGGGGAAUCACUGUCGAACAUUCGGGCAGCCCGAUUUUCAUGGACUGUGUGUUCCAAUCGAACUGGUCACCAUGGGGCGGAGCGGCACGCGUUGAUUUUCAGAGCGAACCGAUUUUCGUGAAUUGCCAGUUCGUCAAUAAUGUCGCGAACUUCGCCGGCGCGAUCUUCGUCACUGGGCAAAGUGUUCCGCAGAUUUACAAUUGUGUCUUCAAAGGAAACUCGGGAGGUCUUUCUGGAGGCGCGAUGUGGAUUCUUAGUGGUUCUUCGACAAUUGCUGGCUGCCUCUUUGCGGACAACCGUGCGAGGGAUGGCGGAGCAAUAACCAACAAUGGUGCAUCUAGGAUAAUUUCUUGCACUUUUACUGGAAACGAAUCAUACGGCGCGACAGGUGUAAACGGCGGGGGGAUACUCAAUGGCAAUUCUGCAUCAAAUAUCCCGGUCAUUGCGAACUGCAUCCUAUGGAACAACAUCCCGAAUCAGCUCGACGCCUAUCGCGGGACGAUUGUGCAUGUAGCCGCCUGCAUCGUAGAAGGCGGCGCCUUCGGCCAAGGAAUACUUGACGCCGACCCCCUGUUCGCCGAUCCGGAUACGUGCGACUAUUCGCUGCUCCCCGGAUCUCCAGCGAUCGACGCGGGGCUGAACGACGAGUUGCCUCCGCAGAUCGCUAUAGACCUGAAUGGCGAUCCACGCUUCGCCGACGACCCGUGCUCGCCGAACACCGGCGCGGGGGACGGGCCGAUCGUCGAUAUUGGCGCGCAGGAAUUCCAGGGCACUUCCGAUUUCUGUGCGGGCGACUGCGACUCGAGCGGCGCGGUCGACUUCAACGAUCUCGUCGAGAUGCUCUUUGCGUUCGGUCCGUCGGACGAAUGCAGGUGCGACGCGGACGAGUCCGGCACGGUCGAUUUCAACGACCUCGUCGCGGCGCUGGGAAUCGCUAUGCAACGCCUCGCUGCCCUUGCCGUUUGCCUGCUCCCGGCGCUCGCGCACGCCGCGGUCAUCAAUGUUCCCGCGGACCACGCGACGAUCCAGGGGGCGAUCGACGCGGCGGUGAGUGGCGAUGAGAUCGUUCUCUCUGCUGGGACCUAUUCCGAGGAGCUCGAUCUUGGAUCGAAGAAUCUAAUUCUCCGCGCCGCUGCGGGUGAGCGCGGAGCCGUCGUCCUCGAUGGACAGAACUCGUUCAGGAUCAUGUCGAUCACCGGCGGGCAGGGCUCGUCGACACUAAUCGAUGGGAUCACCUUCACGAACGGCCACGCCGAAGAUGCUGGCGCGCUCGAAAUCAUCGGCGCCAGCCCGACUCUGCGCCGAUGCACGUUCGUCGCCAACACAUCACAGGAGGACGGCGGAGCGCUCGCUGUAUUCGGUUCUAACGCGACCUUUGCAGAUUGCCUCUUUGAAAACAACACCGCUCUGGAUGAUGGCGGCGCGAUCGUCAUCAGUUUUUCCGAGGCGGCAUUCGACCGAUGCGUCUUCCGCGGGAAUCAGGCGUCGAGUGACGGGGGCGUUUUCAACUGUUCCGGUUCUGCCAACCACACUGUGUCGAAUUCGCUUUUCGUUGGAAACCACGGCGCCACUGGCGGAGCGGUCUUCGUGCUCGAGAGUGAUCCGACGUACAUCAAUUGCACGUUUGUCGAGAACACGACCGUGUUCAGCGGUGAUUCGUUCGAUCUGUCUGAUACCCCGGGGGGAACAGUCACGGUGACGAAUUGCAUCCUCUGGAACGGUGAUUCAGAUGAGAUUUCCGGCAUGGGGGUCGCGAUCGUCAAAGACUCCGUCGUCCAAGGCGGAUUCAUGGGCAUGGGCGUCAUCGAGAACGAUCCUCUUUUCGUCGAUCCAAUGACCGCGGACUUUCGGCUUGCUUCCGCAUCGCCGGCACUCGACGAGGGCGACAAUACGGCCGUCCCGGGGGGCGCCCUGACCGAUCUCGACGGCAAUCCGCGCGUCGUCGGCGGCAUAGUCGAUCUCGGCGCGUACGAGUUCCAAGGCGCGACCGUCUGCGCGGGCGACUGCGACAACUCCGGUGCCGUCGACUUCAAUGAUCUCGUGAGCAUGCUCUUCGAGUUCGGGAACAUGAGCGAUGCGCGGUGCGACGCGGAUUCGUCCGGGUCGGUUGAUUUCAACGACCUUGUCGCGGCGUUGUUCCUGUUCGGGCCUUGCGCCUGA
This is a messenger RNA of Symbiodinium necroappetens, 2808 nucleotides long. The record is from the annotation of a GenBank genome assembly. Lineage: Eukaryota; Dinophyceae; Suessiales; Symbiodiniaceae.